AUGGCCACACCUUUCCAAACGGAAGCCUGGACAGAAUAUGGACUCGGGGUUUUGGUCAUUCUCCUUCGAAUCUUUUCGCGUUGGAAAAUCGUUGGGUUCAACUGGCAGGGUGACGACUACUUUGCCAUUCUUUGCCUUAUCUUUUGGACUCUUGAGCUGUGUAUGUUGGAGCUCAUAGGCCAGAAUGGAACCAACAUCGGAAUCACGAAUGAGAUUGGCGCCACUUUGACGUCCGAAGAGAUAGCCAAGUUCGAGUUCGGGUCCAAAUGCCUGCUGGCGGGCUGGAACUUCUACGUCACACUCAUCUGGUGCUUGAAGGCCUGUAUCCUAUUCUUCUUCAGUCGUAUCACGUUAGUACCUGGCCCCUCAUGA
Molecule: messenger RNA, 372 nt
Organism: Colletotrichum destructivum
Lineage: Eukaryota; Fungi; Ascomycota; Sordariomycetes; Glomerellales; Glomerellaceae
Exons: 3
Coding region: 1-372 (123 amino acids)
Source: RefSeq, a predicted model, not a curated record